CCUCGGGUGCCGCGGCGGCGGAAGGGGCGGAGGCGGCGGCGGCGCCGCCCGCGCUGCCCCGGAACCAGCGCCGGGCCCGGCAUGGCGGAGGCGGGGGAGGCGGCCGCGUUGGCCUGGAUGGACCAGGCGCUCGACGUGGCUAAGGAGGCGCUGGAGAAAGGGGAGGUUCCCGUGGGCUGCCUGCUGGUCUACAACGGCGAGGUCAUAGGCAGGGGCAGGAACGAGGUGAACGAGACGAAGAACGCUACUCGACACGCAGAAAUGGUGGCAAUCGACCAGGUCCUUGAGUGGUGCAAGCAACACAAGAGGGAUUACAGGGAGGUGUUUCCGCAGCUGGUGCUGUACGUAACUGUAGAGCCCUGUAUCAUGUGUGCAGCUGCCCUGCGCUUGAUGAAAAUUCCACGUGUCGUGUAUGGCUGUCGAAAUGAGCGAUUUGGAGGCUGUGGCUCCGUGUUGAGCAUCUCGUCUGAUGAUAUGGUGGACUCAGGAGACCCAUUUGAAUGCUCUUCUGGCUAUCGUGCUGAAGAAGCAGUGGAAUUGUUAAAAGCUUUUUACAGGCAAGAAAAUCCCAAUGCACCAAAAUCCAAAGUACGGAAGAAGGAUCGUCGUCAGUAGCCCUACCCUGGUGGGACACAGAAGCUUACCAAAAAAUUAUAUGUGAAGGUUUCUUCAGCAUGCUGCUUUUUUAAAUGUGUAGUUCAAACAAACUAUGUUUUAAUUUUCUCUACAGAGUUUUUACCAAUAGGAUACUUAGUAUCUG
This is a messenger RNA of Passer domesticus (house sparrow), 760 nucleotides long. RefSeq names its product adenosine deaminase tRNA specific 2 (gene ADAT2). The transcript has 6 exons. Gene Ontology annotation, molecular function: zinc ion binding; tRNA-specific adenosine-34 deaminase activity. The coding region runs from base 82 to 615 and encodes 177 amino acids. The record is from RefSeq and is a predicted model, not a curated record. NCBI's taxonomy places the organism in Eukaryota, Metazoa, Chordata, Aves, Passeriformes, Passeridae. Gene Ontology annotation, cellular component: cytoplasm; nucleus. Gene Ontology annotation, biological process: tRNA wobble adenosine to inosine editing.